Messenger RNA from Acanthosepion pharaonis, 903 nucleotides. Lineage: Eukaryota; Metazoa; Mollusca; Cephalopoda; Sepiida; Sepiidae. The record is from the annotation of a GenBank genome assembly.
AUGGCUCUCGGAGCGGCGGUUGUCACUCAUGUCGGCCGACAUGCUUCAGAGCAGAGAUCAGGCUUAGGAAUUGAGCGGGUUCUGCGAGGACAUGGUGCGCGGUUGGCGGGUGUGCGUUUCAUACCCCUGCCUCGCCUUCCAAACCCAUAUUCUGUUUCCGGUUUUAACAUUUUGGUGUUUUAUCACAACUACUAUGACUGCGUCUAUAUAUUAACGAAUUUCUCUCUCUCUCCCUCUCUCUCUCUCUUUCUUUUUCGCUCACUUUCUCGUUCCUCUCCUCCCCUUUCUCUUUCUUCCUCUCUCUCUCUUUCUCUUGCUUUCUCAAUUUGUUUUUCUCUCUUUCUCUUUCUCUUUCUUUUCGCUCUCUUACCCUUUCUUUCUCUCCCCUUUCUUUUUCUUUCUUUCUUUCUUUCUUUCUUUCUUUCCCUUUCUUUCUUUUUCUUUCUCACUCUCUUUCUCUCUCUCUUUCUUUUCUGUUCUCGUUCGCUUUCUUCCUGUCUCUCUUUCACUCUCUUUCUUUCUCGCUAUCUUUCUUUCUCACUCUCAUUUUCUCUCUCUUUCUCUUCUUUUUUUCUUUUUCGCUCUCUUUCUCUUUCUUCGUCUCUCCCUCGUUCUCUUCCUUUCACUCAAUCUAUCUCUUUCUUUCUCACUCUCUUUUUUUCUCUUUCUCUUUCAUGUUCUUUUUCGCUCUUUCUUUUUCUUCCUGUCUCUCUUUCGCUCUCUUUCGAUCUCUAUUUCUUACUUUUUCACUCUUUCUUCCUUUCUUUCUUUUUCUUCUUCUAUCUCUUUCUCUCAUUUUCCCUCUUUCUCGUUCUUUCACUUUUUUACUAUUUCCCCUCCGUUGUCUUUCUCGCUCUUUUUCUAUUACUCUUCAACCUCAUUCUCUCUCUCUCUCUUUCUUGA